GCCGCCCCGCCCCUCACGCUGUGGACAGCCCGAGCGGUCACAUUUCCAGCCGCGUUUCUCGCCUCGUCUGUCAGUAGAUCGUGACCGUCCGAAGGCGUCUUGACUCGGCCAAGAAAAGGGAAAUGGAGAACGGUUCGUCCUCGACGGGAGACACCAAGCUGGACGAGGCUGUCCGCCAGUGGCUGCAGUACGACAAGAACCCCAAGACAGUGUCGAUGGUGCAGGACCUGUUGAGAGACAGAGCGGUGGAGGCUCUGAAGAAAUGCUUCACCUCCAGGAUGGAGUUUGGUACAGCAGGUCUGAGAGCAGCCAUGGGACCUGGCACAUCCUGUAUGAACGACCUCACUAUCAUCCAGACCACACAGGGUUUCUGUCGCUACCUGGAGGAGAAUGUUGAUAACUUAAAAGAACGAGGGGUGGUGAUUGGGUACGAUGCUCGAGCCCACCCUCCCAGCGGGGGCAGCAGCAAACGCUUCGCCAGCCUGGCUGCAGCCGUGUUCAUCGGCCGAGGGGUGCCGGUCCACCUCUUCUCUGGCAUAAUCCCGACACCAUUUGUGCCUUUCACAGUUUCACAUCUGGGUCUGUGUGCUGGUAUCAUGGUGACCGCCUCUCACAACCCCAAACAGGACAAUGGCUACAAGGUGUACUGGGAGAACGGAGCCCAGAUUGUGUCUCCUCAUGACAAAGGUAUCGCCAAGGCCAUAGAGGAGAACCUGGAGCCCUGGGCUGAGUCCUGGAGCACAGAGGAGGCCCUGAAGAGCCUCUUGCUCAAAGAUCCCUACCAGGACAUCCACACACAGUACUUCAAAGCCAUCCAGAAACACUGUCAUCACAGGGACAUUAACAAGAGUUCAGAGGUGAAAAUUGUGCAUACAUCUGUGCACGGCGUUGGCCACACAUUUGUCCAGUCAGCUUUCAAGGCAUUCGACCUUCACCCUCCAUAUGCUGUAGAGGAACAGAAGGACCCAGACCCUGAAUUCCCCACGGUGAAAUAUCCCAAUCCUGAGGAAGGAGAGGGAGUACUGACACUGUCGUUUGCACUGGCAGAGAGGGAGAAGGCCACUGUUGUGUUGGCGAACGACCCUGAUGCUGAUCGACUGGCCAUCGCUGAGAAGCAGGAGAGUGGACAGUGGCGAGUCUUCACUGGCAACGAGUUGGGGGCGUUGCUUGGCUGGUGGAUGUUCCGCUGCUGGAAAGGCCAAAACCCGGAGGCUGCUGCGGUGAAAAACCUCUACAUGCUGUCCAGCACCGUCUCAUCCAAGAUACUGCGCGCCAUCGCCCUCAAGGAAGGCUUCCACUUUGAGGAAACACUGACGGGGUUCAAGUGGAUGGGAAACCGAGCCAGAGACCUUUUGGAUAAUGGGAAGACUGUUCUGUUUGCCUUUGAGGAGGCCAUAGGGUAUAUGUGUAGUCCCUCUGUUUUGGACAAGGAUGGAGUGAGUGCUGCAGCCAUAGCAGGGGAGAUGAUUUCCUACCUGGCCACGAAAAGCUUAAGCCUUUCUCAGCAAGUCACCACCAUCUACGAAGAGUACGGCUACCACAUCAGCAAGAACUCCUAUUUCAUCUGCCACGACCAGGAUGUGAUCCGCGGCUUGUUUGAGCGCCUGCGCAGCUACGGCGGCCAGAAGGACUCGUAUCCCACUGCAUGCGGCGGCUUCUCCAUCUCUGCUGUACGAGACCUGACCACCGGCUACGACAGCAACCAGCCGGAUAACAAGGCUGUCCUUCCCACCUCCAGCUCCAGUCAGAUGAUCACCUUCACCUUCUCCAACGGGGGCGUGGCCACCAUGAGGACCAGUGGCACUGAGCCAAAAAUCAAAUACUACACUGAACUCUGUGCUGCUCCUGGCAACAGUGACGUGAAGCACCUGAAGAAGGAACUGGACGACUUGGUUGACGCCAUUGUUGAAAACUUCUUCGAGCCCGAGAAGAACAAGCUGCAGCCCAAACCGGAGUAGAGCGCCCCAACGGACCCACACACCCCCUACACCCCCCCACACACACACAGGACGAGUUGUGACUUAUAUCUCUCCAGCAUUCCACAUCAUGUCUUAUUUACUCCAGAAGGGAUCUUGAUUUAACACCCGACCUGACCACCGUAAACAAUCGCUUUCAUGACAUUCUUACCAAUGUUUUCUCUGAGCUUACCUCUGUGCUGUAGAUCUUAAAACCACAACUGUAAAGACGUUCCACCGUUCUAGCGCCACAGUCAUUCCUGCCGUCUCACUGCGGCGUUCGGAUAAACACAUUUCUGUAAAUGAAGUAUGCAUCCCCGCCUCCUUCAGCAUCACCUGCAAAGGCUGCUAACGUGAAGAGUUCCUGAAAUGUGUCUCAGUGAGAACCGAUGAGACUUUUAUUGACACAUAAAUAUAAUGAUCUGAACGUGUAAUAUCUUAAUAACAGUAAAGUAUGACAUUGAAAGUGAUGGUUGAAUAAAUGUAAGGUGUCAUUACAGAGUUAGCUAGUUAUUCAAAUGAACAAGCCUAAAAGCUUAGAGCACCACCAAGUGGAGAUAUUGUGCAUUACAUUUUUUAAACACAACCUCAUAACUUGAUAUGAAUAUCUACCAAUCAAAGGGACUCCUUGACACCACAGCUUUACAUCUACAAUAAGACAUUCUAGUAUGUUCAUGUUGAAAUGUGUAUUCAGCAGCUCACCAUCUACUCAUGUGCCUCUGAUUCCAAAAUGCUGUUCUGAAAUUAAAAUGUAACUCAAUAAAAAGUUUCUA
This is a messenger RNA of Anoplopoma fimbria (sablefish), 2728 nucleotides long. It is a transcript of the gene pgm2, whose product is annotated as phosphoglucomutase 2. Gene Ontology annotation, biological process: purine ribonucleoside salvage; carbohydrate metabolic process. Gene Ontology annotation, molecular function: magnesium ion binding; phosphopentomutase activity. The transcript is spliced from 13 exons. NCBI's taxonomy places the organism in Eukaryota, Metazoa, Chordata, Actinopteri, Perciformes, Anoplopomatidae. The record is from RefSeq and is a predicted model, not a curated record. The coding region runs from base 123 to 1958 and encodes 611 amino acids.